Messenger RNA from Onychostoma macrolepis, 3786 nucleotides. It is a transcript of the gene slc26a5, whose product is annotated as solute carrier family 26 member 5. The transcript is spliced from 19 exons. Bases 268 to 2490 code for a protein of 740 amino acids. Gene Ontology annotation, molecular function: secondary active sulfate transmembrane transporter activity; chloride transmembrane transporter activity; bicarbonate transmembrane transporter activity. Lineage: Eukaryota; Metazoa; Chordata; Actinopteri; Cypriniformes; Cyprinidae. The record is from RefSeq and is a predicted model, not a curated record. Gene Ontology annotation, biological process: transmembrane transport. Gene Ontology annotation, cellular component: membrane.
ACGUCGCGCUUUUCUUAUCAGCGCAGUGGAUGACGCAGAUGUGGUCGGCAGUUAAAGGGCUUUCAAAUGUUAUACAGUAACUGGACUGUCGAUGCUCAAGCUCUUCUCAGCUCAGUUCACCGACCUUGGGUCAUUUUCAGGACGGAGGCGGUGAGAGAGUGCUCUCUUUCUACCAUUCAUUGAAAACAGGAAGAGGAAGUAAAGCAAGUACACGAGUGCAUUCACGAGGUCAUCAUAGCCUGACAUGCCUGUGUUUCCACUGCUGCUAUGGAGCACGUAACUGCUAGUGAGCAAACGUCCGCUACACUGAUGUACCGCGUGGAACGUCCCGUAUUCAAUGAAGGCUAUAUUGACUCAGAGCUUCUGCAUAGGAAGAAGAGGACACCCAAGUCCUUUCAACGGAGAAUAGCUGAGCAUCUCCGCUGUUCGUCUGAUAAAGCCAAAUCUGUUGUAUUUGGUUUUCUGCCUAUUUUAACAUGGCUGCCAUCAUAUCCACUAAAGCAAUACUUGUUUGGAGACAUAGUUUCUGGCAUCAGCACGGGUGUAAUGCAGCUACCUCAAGGUCUUGCAUAUGCGAUGUUGGCAGCUGUUCCUCCAGUGUUUGGUUUAUAUUCAUCGUUUUAUCCCGUACUAUUAUACACAUUCUUUGGUACCUCCAAACAUAUAUCAAUAGGUACUUUCGCAGUAAUCAGUCUGAUGAUUGGCGGGGUUGCUGUAAGGGAGGCCCCGGACUCUAUGUUUGCAGUCAACGGGACCAACGCUUCACAGGUUGUGGAUUUUGAGGCUCGUGAUGCCAGAAGAGUGGAGGUGGUUGUAGCUCUGACCACCCUAGUAGGAAUCAUUCAGUUUGUUCUGGGUCUGCUGAGAUUUGGCUUCCUGGCGAUUUACCUCACUGAACCGCUGGUGCGAGGUUUCACCACAGCUGCCGCUGUGCACGUCUCUGUGUCGCAGAUCAAGUACCUGCUGGGAGUGCACACUGCGCGCUUCAACGGGCCACUCUCUGUAGUAUAUAGUCUUGAUGCUCUCUUCAGGAACAUUGCAAGCACUAAUGUUGUUACGCUAAUUAUUGGACUGGUGUGUAUGGUGUUCCUGUACUUCGUCAAAGAUCUCAAUGAACGCUUCAAAAAGAAGCUACCCAUCCCAAUACCUGGAGAAAUCAUUGUGGUAAUUAUGUCCACUGGAAUCUCGUAUGGGAUGGUUAUGUCUGAAAACUAUGGAGUAGAAGUUGUGGGUAAAAUUCCCACAGGGUUGCUGCCACCCAAGAUUCCAGACUUCUCGGUCUUUCCUAACCUCUUCCCAGACGCCUUCGCUAUAGCUGUUGUUGGCUUCUCAAUUGCAAUAUCAUUAGCCAAAACCUUUGCUCUUAAGCAUGGCUACAGUGUGGAUGGAAAUCAGGAGCUCAUCGCACUGGGACUUUGUAACUUUAUGAGUUCAUUCUUCCACACGUUUGUUGUUACCGCCUCAAUGUCUCGCAGCAUGGUACAGGAGAGCACAGGAGGACAUACUGAAAUUGCAGGACUCUUGGCGUCCUUACUUGUGCUACUGGUGGUGGUGGCCAUUGGAUUUGUCUUUCAGCCAUUACCUACAACGGUGUUGGCUGCUAUCAUCAUGGUCAAUCUCCUUGGGAUGUUUAAGCAAUUGAAAGACAUUCCUGCAUUAUGGAGAACCAGCAAGAUCGAACUGGCGAUUUGGAUGGUGUCCUUUUUUGCAUCAGUUCUUCUGGGUCUGGAUUAUGGUCUGGUGGUUGCCAUGGGUUUUGCCAUACUCACAGUUAUUUACAGAACACAAUGCCCUAAAAAUGCUCUUCUUGGACAAAUCCCAGAUACAGGACUGUACUUUGAUGUGGAUGAGUAUGAAGAGGCUGAGGAAUGCUCAGGGAUUAAGAUUUUUCAGUCCAAUACUUCCAUAUACUUUGCAAACAGUGACCUGUAUGUGAGCGCCCUCAAGGCAAAGACUGGAAUUGACCCAGCACAACUGCUCUCUGGCAGGAAAUCACAGCUAAAAUAUGCGAAAAGAGACAACGGGGAGAGGAAGGCUGUAAACCACUGCUCUCCAGCGAAGAAAAAUGCAGUUGUCUUAUUGGAUGUGGAGCUGGGCGUCACUCAUGAGGUGGUGGCUGGGCCGAAGAAGCAGAUGGAUCAUGUGUAUACCAAUGGCCAGAUGAAUGAGAACCACACUGAGUCUGAAUCUGAGGAUGACUUCUUUCUCCAGCGUCUAACCCCCAUUCACACCAUCAUACUGGACUUUACUCCUGUUAACUUUAUUGACUCAGUAGGAGCCAAAACCAUUAAAUCAGUGAUAAAGGAGUUUGCAACAGUCGAUGUAAAAGUUGUGCUUGCUGGAUGUAGCAGGACUCUUCUCUCUGAUCUCAGGACACUAAAAUUCUUCUGUGAGCCCGUGACCCCUGACCUCAUUUUCCCCACCAUUCAUGACGCAGUGUUGCAUAGUAAGCGCUCGAGGGAUGUCCCCGUCUGCCCUGACGUCCAGUGAACACACAAACCAAACUGAGGGGCAGAAUAUGGAUAGAGUCGUGCUGAAAUAAGCACAAGUACUGUUACUCCUGAGUCACUUUAGAAUGGAUAUCACUUUAGGGUGUCAUGAUAACAAGGAGACCGUUUUAGCAGUGAGCAGGCCAAAAUGUUUUAGAUGGAAACACUUUAUUUAAUGUGAAUAUACCAGAAAAUGUUGCGCUUAAUAUGAUUGGUGCUGCUGUUUUAUUGCACUAGACGUAAUCGUAAGCUCCACUGCAAUUUGUUACUGUCGACUAUAAAACACUCUGUACCUUCAGUUCUUUUAAGUGCAAUUAGUGUAGAUGGAUUUUUAACCAUUGUUUACUUUUUAGCACUGGUUUAAAUAUUUUAUUGACAUUCCAAUUAGCUUGUUUUUAUGAUAGAAAUUAAGUUUUACAAUUGUACACCAUGUGCUAGUUUUUCUUUUUGCUGUAUUUAAUUUUUAUUUUUGGAAGUCUGCAGUUAUUCAUCUGACUGUAGUAUUCAGUAAAAGAAGAGCUAAUAUGUUACAUUUUUAAAAACCUGAUCACAUAAUUGCACUGUUGGUGAAGAUGCUGCUUUCCGUUUCAUGAUAUAUAUUUUAAUCUGACAUUUCUGAGAAAACGCUUGCCAGAUAUUGAUUGUAAUGUUUUGUUUUAGGUUUUCCUCCUCCUCCACUCAAUCGGUGACACAUUUGGCUAAAGGCUUAUCUAGGUUGCUCCAGGGGUUCUUGGAACCAAUUGCAAUUUGUUUUUGUAGCUACAAAGAACAUUUAACAUAAAGGGGUCUUAGUUAGUGAUUACUGAAACAGCCGUUUCCACAAAGUCUUGGAAAAUUGAAUUCAGGUGUUUUUGCCUUUUGAACAUUACAUGGAAAGUCCACAGGCUGAGACUGUCUUGGACAUGUUUGACACACAUGCUGCCUAUGAAAUGUCCACAACGAGCACUUUUUGUUUCAAGUCAAGUGUUCACUCACAAUUACCCAUCAAUUUGAGAUUUUUUCUGUACUGAUAUUUAAAUGCUGUUUCAUUACAGUAAUGAAGACCAAAGCUCAACAAUCAGUUGCUACUGCGUAUAAAGUGGUGAAUUUUAUUGUCUUUUAUGCUGGUGUGGAUUUAAGAUAUUUUUGUAUAAUAAAUGCAAAUCAGUACUCUAAAUUAUUAAACAUUUAUUCCUAAAAUGUGCCUUUCUAUUUAUAUAAUUUUCUGUAUGUAUUACUAAUUUAUUACAUAUAACAAGUCUACUAAACUGAAGGGGGAAAAUACUUUUGAUAUUAAGCAAUAAAAAGAAGACAAGUA